UUUUGUUUUGCGACUACGUAGCCAGAACCGCAAUUCGCACUCGUUGCUUCUGCUGGCUAUGUGGACUUAACAAUGCUCGUAAUUUAAUUAGGGACGCAUGGAUUGAACGCAACAAGCUGUUGAAAUAAUGCAAAAAGUUUGUAAAAGCCUGUACAUCAUCGCCACUCUGUGUACUCUACUCAGCCGGGGCACGCUGGUAGUCGGGCAAAAGCACUACACACGUACACGCAAAUUGGAGCUGCGUGAGGAUGUACGCCGCAUGUUUCAGCACGCCUACGAUGGCUAUCUUAAAUACGCUGGCAACUAUGACGAGCUGCGCCCGCUCACCUGCGACGGACACGAUACGUGGGGCAGCUAUUCGCUGACGCUGAUUGACGCACUGGACACACUGGCGACCAUGGGCAAUUAUUCAGAGUUUCGUCGCGUCCAUACGCUACUCAUCGAGAAGAUGAACUUUAAUAGGGACAUCAAUGUGUCGGUGUUCGAGACGAAUAUACGCAUUGUUGGCGGGCUGCUCUCGGCGCAUCUGCUAUCGCGUCGCGCCGGCGUCGAACUGGAGCCCGGCUGGCCAUGCAGCGGCCCGUUGUUGCGUAUGGCCGAGGAUGUGGCCCGGCGACUGUUGCCAGCCUUUGAUACGAACACGGGCAUGCCAUAUGGCACCGUCAAUCUUCGCUACGGCGUGCCCAGCGGAGAGACGUCAAUCACAUGCACGGCAGGUGUGGGCACCUUUCUGAUUGAGUUUGGCACGCUCAGCCGGCUCACUGGGAAGAGCAUAUACGAGGAGGUGGCGCUGCAGGCCAUCUAUGCGCUCUGGGAGCGUCGAUCCCCGAUUGGUCUCUUUGGCAAUCACAUCGAUGUGCAGAGCGGACGCUGGACGGCACUGGACUCGGGUAUUGGCGCCGGCGUCGAUUCCUUGUUUGAGUAUCUGGUCAAGGGCGCCAUAUUACUAAAUCGCCCGGAGCUGUUGGAGCUGUUCGCCGAGGCGCGUGCGCCCAUUGACAAGUAUAUGCGCAAGGAUGACUGGUAUGUCUGGGUGGGGAUGAACAAGGGUCAUGUGACGCUGCCCGUCUUCCAAUCGCUCGAGUCCUUCUGGCCGGGCAUUCUGAGCAUUGUUGGCGACACGGAGCCCGCCAUGCGCACAAUGACACGCUACAUAAGCGUGUGGAAGAAAUAUGGCUUUCUGCCCGAAUUCUUUAACAUUCCAGCCGGCGAAGCGGCGCCCAAUCGUGAGGUCUAUCCACUGCGGCCGGAGCUCAUCGAGUCGGCCAUGUACCUCUAUCGGGCAACCAAAAACCAAUAUCUGCUCGAGCUUGGCGAGCACAUGCUGGAGACCAUUGAGUUCAGUGCCAAAACCAAGUGCGGCUAUGCGACGAUACGCAAUGUGGUGACCCACGAGAAGGAGAAUCGCAUGGAGUCAUUCUUUCUGGCCGAGACAACCAAAUAUCUCUAUCUGCUGUUCGAUGAGGACAAUUUUCUGCACAACGAUGGCGAAGACCGACAUGGCGAGCUGCUGGACACCGAGGAGAACGUGUGCGUGGUGCAGGCUGGCGCCUAUAUCUUCAACACCGAGGCACAUCCCAUGGACAUGUCGGCGCUACACUGUUGUCACAAUUACAAAGAGGACAUCUUCACGAUGCUUGAUCUGCCCAGCUUUACGUCCAGGUCGCUCUUCGAGCGCAGCAGCAAACAGCGUGUGGCCAAGCAGGCGAAAUGGAAGCCGCAGUGUCAGCCGAGCAAAGGCGACGCCACCUUUGAGUCGUCACCGAGCAGCGAGCCGGGCAGCUCACAAAAUAGCCAUGACCGGCCCAGCACAACCAUGGCCGUGGACAUUGAGGUGUUCGAUGAGUUCCAGCAGCCGGCGGCGGAUGUCCUGGUGAGCAAUUUCGAGCGCAUACGCGAGGAGCGCGAAUACAAUCGAACGGAACAGACCAGCGUGGUGGCACGCAAUCAGCUGACCGUCAGCGAUCUGGAUGGGUUCUUUGGCCAGCGUCGCGAGCAUUUCGCCAAUGCCGAAGACACGCUCAGCUAUGUGCUCAACUUUAUGGGCAACUACACCAUGGACGUGGCCUUCAUCCGUGGCCUACAGCUCUUCGAUGGCAACAUUAGCAGCGUGCUGGGCGUUGUCGCCCAAAAGGAGUACGAGAGUCGGAUGCGCUCGUUGUGGCAGCUUUUCGAGCUGGAGCAACAGUAUGCGGUCAACAUACGACUAAUCCGGCGCUUGGGUCUGCUCAACAUACAGCCCGACAGCGAUAUGAUGCGCAACUAUUUGGCCAAUAUACUGGACGCACUCGAUCAUUUCGAGCAGCUGCCGCUGCAGUUCUCCUUCAACGGGACGCUCGGUCGCAACGAUAGCGACGUGGAGCUGAUACGCAAUGCCAUACACGCGGCGCGGCUGGACUACGAGCUGGCCAUGAUGAACACAACGGCCAUGCAGGAGUUUGUCCAUCGUGUCUAUCUAAUGGGCACCAAUGAGGCGCAAAUGCUGCACUUUCAGCCGCUGCUCAAUGCCGACGAACUGGGCACCCUGCACGUUGUCGAGCUGCAGCCGGCCGAGCAGCGGGAACUCUUCAAAUAUACGCGACGGAUCGUGGACUUUCGCAAACGCAUGUCCGAGACGGUCGAUCGGCUGCAGACGAUCAUGCAGGAUCUGAAUGCGCCCAAGACGGAAACGACGACAUCGGUCCCGGCGCCGAUGCAGCCGCUCGCAAUUAGCGCUCCGCCCGCCGCAACAACAGACGGACAACAGAAACAGCAGGAGCCGCCGGCGACGCCGACGCAGCAGCAGCAGCAGCCGGAUGAGGGUUCCGUUUGGUCACAGCUGGUGCAAAAUAUUUUGCGCAAAACAACCGUGCAACGGAUCAAAUUCGAUGAGGACGUGCUGCUGGAGAAGACGCGCCAAUCUCUCGAAAAACAUGCCCACAAGCAAUUGUCCUAUGAGCUGUUCAGCUGUCGCCGCCCGGAAUACAUUGAGGCGUUCGCCUAUCGCGAAUACUAUCCGGAGGCGAUCUGAGCUCCCCGCCCGCACGACUGAUCUGUAGAUAUUUAGAUAUAUACACAUAUACAUACAUAUAUAUAUAUAUAUAGAUACAUAUAUAUAUAUAAGGUUAGGCAGUUGUUGUUUGGUUGCCAACAAAUCAAUUUGUUUAUGCGA
Messenger RNA from Drosophila montana, 3151 nucleotides. RefSeq names its product ER degradation-enhancing alpha-mannosidase-like protein 2 (gene Edem1). Gene Ontology annotation, molecular function: mannosyl-oligosaccharide 1,2-alpha-mannosidase activity; calcium ion binding. The record is from RefSeq and is a predicted model, not a curated record. The transcript has 3 exons. Lineage: Eukaryota; Metazoa; Arthropoda; Insecta; Diptera; Drosophilidae. Gene Ontology annotation, biological process: mannose trimming involved in glycoprotein ERAD pathway; endoplasmic reticulum mannose trimming; carbohydrate metabolic process. The coding region runs from base 128 to 3010 and encodes 960 amino acids. Gene Ontology annotation, cellular component: membrane; endoplasmic reticulum.